Diospyros lotus (date-plum) is the source of this 351-nucleotide messenger RNA. RefSeq lists its product as uncharacterized. NCBI's taxonomy places the organism in Eukaryota, Viridiplantae, Streptophyta, Magnoliopsida, Ericales, Ebenaceae. The coding region runs from base 1 to 351 and encodes 116 amino acids. The transcript has a single exon. The record is from RefSeq and is a predicted model, not a curated record.
AUGGUCCAGGCGACACUUGAUGCUAUGUGGUGUAGAGUCUUCCCGGCCACUUUGGAAGGACAUGGACGAGCCUGGUACUCAAGCUUGGCGCACCGGUCGGUUGUUAAUUUCGGACAGCUUCGGAACAAGUUCUUGGCGCAUUUCACUCCCCUCCGGAGGCACCGAAGAUCAACCAUGACCCUUGUGAAUCUCAAGCAGAACCAAGGGGAGUCAUUAAUAGAUUUUAUGGCUAGAUUUAAUAUGGAGGCAUUGAGCAUUAAGAAUCUUGAUCAGAGUAUUGCCAUGGUGGCCUUUCAGAAUGCCUUGAGGGCUAGUCCUUUUACCCAGUCACUGGCUAAGCGGCCUCCCUAG